Molecule: messenger RNA, 2991 nt
Organism: Hevea brasiliensis (rubber tree)
Lineage: Eukaryota; Viridiplantae; Streptophyta; Magnoliopsida; Malpighiales; Euphorbiaceae
Product: receptor-like protein 7
Exons: 1
Coding region: 1-2991 (996 amino acids)
Molecular function (GO): protein binding
Source: RefSeq, a predicted model, not a curated record
AUGGAGUCUUGUAUUUCUAUAUGCUUGCUUUCGAUUUUCUUGUUCUGCCAUAUUGUACCAUUUACUCACUCUUUUAAUUCUUCAUUCCUGCCACGCUGCCAUGAUUAUGAGAGGUCUGCUUUGUUGCAAUUCAAGGAAAGCUUUAUCCUCGAGGAUACCACUCUUGAUGGUUGUUAUCCAAGGGUUGAAUCUUGGAAACUUGUCAAAGGAGGAAGAGGUGAUUGCUGCUCAUGGGAAGGUGUAGAGUGUGAUGAGGAAACCAAUCAUGUUAUUGGCCUUGAUCUUACUGAUAGUUGUCUCUAUGGGUCUAUCAACCCCAACAGCACCCUCUUCCACCUUGUUCACCUACAUAGCCUUAAUUUAGCCUACAAUAACUUCAACUUAUCUCAAAUACCAUCCCAAGUAGGCCUCCUCUCAAGGCUUACUCAUCUCAACCUCUCCUUUUCAUUCCUUUCUGGCCAAAUCCCACAUGAAAUUUUUAAUAUGUCCAGGUUGAUUUCCCUCGAUCUAUCUCGUAGUGCCCCUGGAUUGAAGCUCCACAAGCCUAGUUUCAAAGAUCUAGUUCAACACUUAACCAAUUUGAAAGUACUUCACCUUUCAUCCAUGAUCAUUUCUUCAAAGGUACCUGAACUCUUGGCAAAAUUUUCGUCUUUGGAAUCUCUCCGUCUCAAUGGUUGUGGAUUGCAAGGUGAAUUCCCAGUUGGCAUUUUUCAGCUUCAAAACUUAAAGAUAGUUGAUCUAAGCGACAAUCCUGAUCUCAAAGGUUAUUUGCCUCCUUUCCAAUUGAAGAGUGCCCUUAAAUCUUUGAUCCUUCCUAGAACUAAUUUUGUUGGAGAGUUGCCUUUCUCUAUUGGAAGCCUUGCCUACUUGGAAGAACUCCACAUCUCUGAUUGCAAUUUCACAGGGCAGAUUCCAUACUCAUUCAGUAACCUUAGCAACCUUGUUUAUCUUGACCUCUCAAAUAAUCACUUUAGCUUUCAUAGCCCAAUUAUUUCUUCAUUCUCCUGGGUUGGCAAUCUAACCAAGAUCACUACUUUGGGACUUGCCGGUCUCAACAUGAAAGGUGAGAUCCCAUCUUGGCUGAUGAACCUUACCCAACUAUCCACCGUAUAUUUGGAAUUCAACCAAUUCACCGGUCCUAUCCCAUCUACCCUUGCCAAAUUGAGCAGACUUAAAUAUUUAUAUUUGAGCAACAACCUAUUGUCUGGUCCAAUCCCAUUCCAAAUUUACAAUAUGCACGAAUUAAUACUUUCAUCAAAUGAAUUGCAAGGCUCAAUUCCAAGCAAUGUUUCUCAACUCAAAAAUCUUGAAGUUCUUGUUCUUCAUUCAAAUAACUUGGUUGGCUCAGUUGAGCUGAGCACAUUCUUGCAGCUGAAAAAGUUGAGAACAUUGAUUUUAUCAUUUAAUAGAUUGACGUUGAUCACCAAAACUAGCACAAACGCCAGCAUUCCAAAAUUCGAAGUGUUAGGAUUAGCUUUCUGCAAUCUAACCGAGUUCCCCAGGUUCUUGCACAACCAAGAUCAGUUGAUAUUUCUAGACCUCUCUUCCAACAACAUACAGGAAAAAAUUCCUUCAUGGAUGUGCAGUAUAAGUACAAAUUCCUUGGACUAUCUGAACCUUUCUCAUAACCAUUUGACUGGUUUUGAAAAAGAUCCAGCUAUUCUUCAAUGGGCUAAAAUACGCAUUUUAGACCUUCGGUCUAAUAGGCUCCAUGGAUCUUUCCCGCUUCCACCGCCAUCCACCUCUUCCUACCUAAUUUCACACAACAAAUUGGUAGGAGUAGUUUCAGCAUUGCUGUGCAAUUUAAGUGCUCUUGAAACACUUGAUUUGUCCUUCAACAAUUUGAGUGGCAGGCUUCCCCACUGUUUGGGCAAUUUUAGUGAUUCCCUAUCAUCGUUGGAUCUAAGAAGAAACAACUUCAAUGGAAAUAUUCCUUCAACAUGGAGAACUGGAUGCAAAGUAAGAAUGAUUAGCAUCGGUUAUAAUCAAUUACAAGUCCAAGUACCAAGGUCUUUAGCCAAUUGUUCAUCCUUAGAGUUGAUUGAUUUUGGUAACAACCAUAUAAUUGAUAGCUUUCCUUCUUGGUUAGGAAAUCUUGAAAACUUGAGAAUUCUCAUUCUGCGAUCCAAUGGUUUUCAUGGUGUGAUAGACAAACCACAAACCAAAGGAUUCUCAAACCUUCGAAUCAUCGAUUUAUCUCACAAUAGUUUCACUGGAAAGUUGCCCUCGUUGUAUUUUGAAAUAUGGGAUGCCAUGAAGGUUACAAAUGCAAGCCACAUGACAUAUAUGGGAGAUAGUAUGAAGCCAGAACAGUAUCACCGCUUUACCUAUUAUGGUCAAUACGAUUACUCAAUGAUUAUGUCUAACAAAGGAUUGGAAUUGGAAUAUAGAAAGAUCCCAGAUAUUUUAACUGCCAUUGAUUUCUCCUACAACAAAUUUGAAGGAGAGAUACCAGAUAUCAUUGGGCAUCUUCAACGACUUUAUUUGCUUAACCUUUCCAACAACUUGUUGAAUGGUCAUAUACCAUCAUCUUUAGCAAAUUUGAAAGAAUUAGAAUGUUUGGACCUAUCAAGGAACAUGCUCUCAGGAAAGUUACCUCCAGAGCUAAGUAAGCUCACCUUCCUUUCUUCUUUUAAUGUUUCUUAUAAUCAGCUUGAAGGACCCAUUCCUCGAGGGAAACAAUUUGAUACAUUUGAGAGCAAUCAAUAUGAGGGAAAUAGGGGAUUAUGUGGAGUUCCUUUGGAAAAGGAAUGUGAAAAUUUUGAGGCAUCACCACAAGAGCGUUCAAAUGUUGUAGAAGAUGAUGACACAGGCUCUGUAUUUAAAUUUAAGUGGAUGAUAGUUUUGAUAGGUUAUGGGACGGGAUUCAUAUUUGGUGUGGUUGUUGGGCACAAAAUCACCAAAAAGAAACACGAUUGGUUUGUGAAGAGUUUUGGAAGGAAACAGCAACACAGAAGUCAAAGGGUGAAAAGGAGGAGAAGUAGAAGUUGA